UCUCGCUAUGAUCACCGACUCGGUUGCCGCUUCCUACAGGUUCCGGUCCGUCCCGGACUCCUGAACGCUAUAAGCCACCGCCUUGGAGACUUGAAGCCUACGUAGAAAUACCUAAAACCAUUAGGAACGACCGCGAACGUUCCCGAGCGCAAACCAGGCCGCUCCAAACCCUCGCCCACCGUCCGCCAUAGCCUUAAAAAUCCUUUUUCCUUGCUGCGAACUAUUCGAUCUCGGACAGAGCAAGAAGGCUUUUGACUAUUCUUACAUGAUGCAGUCAUUAAGUGCAACCAUAGCAUCACCAAGUGUAUAUCUGCCUACUUUUACGACCUCAACCAAGAGAUUUUUUGGCAACAAGAGGCUCCAACAUACCCCAUACGGUCUCCAGCUGCCUGCCACACAAUUUCAUCCUUUUCGGCAGAAACAGACCAUUUCAUUUACUCGAAGAUUGCCUUUCAGAGCAAGGAUUUGUGCAGCUGCUUUGAACGCGAGUUGUGCAGCAGCACAAACCCAAACUGUGCAACGUCAAUCAUCAACUAUUACUGUCAAUCCCAUUAAAGGGAAGGAAAAGCUACCGAAGCUAGACGAUGGAGGUAUAGGUUUCCCCCCACGGAAUGAUGGCGGCGGUGGCGGUGGUGGCGGUGGUGGGCAUGAAUGGUCUGGUGGAUUCUAUUUUUUUGCUUUCCUUGUUUUCCUAGGUUAUCUGAAGGAUCUAGAGAGCAAAGAACCUUCUGGGAAUAGAAGAUGAAGAAACCACCCAUAGUAAGGAUAGUGCAUUAAUGCAUGAUUGUUUCCUCUCUUUAUUCUGCUUUAGCAAGAAUAAUGUCUUUUUUUAAAAGAAAAUAUAACAAAAUGAUGUUAUAUGGAUUAGAUUUCUAAUGUUCACAUACUUCAGUGUAAAAGCUCAGUGUAAGAACCUUCUAGUCCUUCCUGUUCAAUGUUGACCCAGGUGAUUUGCUCUCUCAUCUGACAGCCCGAUUAUCCGUCUGUUCAGUAUCCCUCCUAUAAAGUUUGUUGUAUAAAGUAACAGAAGUGAAUAAUUUAUAUAGAUGUUGCUGACUUAUUGAGUCCUAAA
Phoenix dactylifera (date palm) is the source of this 1072-nucleotide messenger RNA. Its product is annotated as protein FERTILITY RESTORER RF2, mitochondrial-like. Gene Ontology annotation, cellular component: chloroplast. Gene Ontology annotation, biological process: chloroplast organization; thylakoid membrane organization. The record is from RefSeq and is a predicted model, not a curated record. Lineage: Eukaryota; Viridiplantae; Streptophyta; Magnoliopsida; Arecales; Arecaceae.